AUGCUUAAGGAACUGAAAAAUCUUAUCCAGAAAGGUUCAGGAUGGAAAUUUUUAGAAGUGACCAAGAUUGAGCUGCACACUGUCAAAUAUCAACCACUUUCAGGAUCCUCCUAUAUUCCUUUACCCAAACAGAUUCAAAGGAAAAAAGCGGUGAUCAAUGUACAAAAUACUGAUCAGCUUUGCUUCAGAUACUCUGUUGAAGCCGCCUUGUUAAAUAUUCCAAAGAACACAGAACGUGUAGCAAAUUACAACCGACCUGAAUUCGAUCACAUGUUCAAAGGUCUUGACUAUCCAGUUACUCUCAAAGAUAUUGACAAAUUUGAGAAGAACAAUCCUGGCCUUGGAGUCAAUGUGUUUACAUUUAUCCCUAGACAGGUGGUCUUCAAAAAGGGUGAAGAAACUACCAUUUACCCAGCUAGAGUCUCUGAAAGAAUUCUAGCGGAAGACAAGUACAUCAAUCUCCUACAUUACAAAGAAGAUGAUACAUCAGAAAAUGAGAGCAUGGAAGCUGUCAAAGACAAUGCUAAUUACCAUUAUGCGUGGAUCAAAAAUUUCUCAAGGCUUGUAUCUGCCUCACAUUCAAAACAUGAUGGCAGGUCAAAGUUAAUGCAGUCUUCACUAGCAAAUCUAGCUAAGAAUUUGCCUAAUCAGCAAAUGAAAAAUUUAGCUACAAAAUUUAAUGGUGAACACUUUGACCUCGUAACAAGAAAAGGUGUUGAUCCGUAUGAAUGGGUUGACUCACACGAAAAAUUUCAGAGUCAACAGUUACCAUCCAUUGAAGAAUUUUAUUCCACCUUUAACAACACCAAAAUUUCCCAAGAGGAGUACCUACAUGCCCAACAUGUGUGGGAUAAGUUCAACUGUCAAACCUUCCAAGAAUAUCACAAGUUAUACCUUGAAACCGAUGUUCUACUCCUAGCUGACAUUAUUGAAAACUUUAGACAGACCUGCAUGAACAUCUAUAAUUUAGACCCCGCAUUCUUCUUCACAUCUCCAGGUCUGUCAUGGCAAGCGAUGCUUAAAAUGACGAAGGUUGAAAUCGAACUCCUCACAGAUGUGGACAUGUACAAUUUCUUCGAAUUAGGUAUUCGUGGAGGAGUAUGUCAAGCAAGUCACAGAUAUGGCAAAGCAAAUAAUCCACUCCUGAAAGACUAUGAUGAAAAUCAACCUACAAGUUACAUCACCUAUGUUGAUGCUAACAACUUGUAUGGUGUCGCCAUGGGUCAAGAUUUACCAGUUAGAAAUUUCAAAUGGAUGUCUCAAACUGACUUUAAUAAAUGGCAAGACAUCCCGUGCACACUUGAGGUUGAUUUAGAAUAUCCUAAGCAUUUACACAAUUUGCACAAUGACUAUCCUCUUGCCCCUGAGCACAAAAAUGACAAGCUCAUUCCUAACCUGCAAGACAAGAAAAAUUAUAUUGUACAUCACAAGAUCUUGAAGUUCUAUUUGUGUCAAGGUCUCAAACUGACAAAGAUCCACAGAGGUGUAAGUUACGAAGAGUCUAGCUUCUUGAAAGAAUACAUUGACUUCAACACAAGUCAACGCGCAAAUGCCAAAAAUGACUUCGAAAAAGACUUCUUCAAAUUGAUGAACAAUGCGAUAUUUGGCAAAACUAUGGAAUCAGUCAGACGUAGAAAAGACAUUACUUUAGCUACAACUGCUGAUCAGCUUCGAAAAUUAGUCAAUAGUAACAACUACACAUCGCACAAAAUCUUCUGCAAAGAUGUAGUCAUGGUAGAACGUCAAAAAGCAGAGGUCUAUCUCAAUAAGCCAAUAUUUAUGGGACAGGCCAUUUUAGACCUCUCUAAAGAGCAUAUGUAUGACUUCCACUACAGUCACAUGAUGAAAAAGUAUGGACACAAAGCACAACUGCUGUACACUGACACUGACUCACUAGUCUAUAACAUACAGACUGAUGAUAUCUACAAAGACAUGCAGAAAGAUGCUCACUUGUAUGACUUCUCUAAUUUUCCAAAAGAUCAUGAGUUGUUUUCAGAUGUCAAUUAG
This is a messenger RNA of Lineus longissimus, 2007 nucleotides long. RefSeq lists its product as uncharacterized. The record is from RefSeq and is a predicted model, not a curated record. NCBI's taxonomy places the organism in Eukaryota, Metazoa, Nemertea, Pilidiophora, Heteronemertea, Lineidae. The coding region runs from base 1 to 2007 and encodes 668 amino acids. The transcript has 2 exons.